Messenger RNA from Manduca sexta (tobacco hornworm), 5556 nucleotides. RefSeq lists its product as uncharacterized. Gene Ontology annotation, biological process: cell projection assembly; plasma membrane organization. Gene Ontology annotation, cellular component: actin cytoskeleton; cytoplasmic side of plasma membrane. The coding region runs from base 428 to 3469 and encodes 1013 amino acids. NCBI's taxonomy places the organism in Eukaryota, Metazoa, Arthropoda, Insecta, Lepidoptera, Sphingidae. The transcript has 26 exons. Gene Ontology annotation, molecular function: actin binding; phospholipid binding. The record is from RefSeq and is a predicted model, not a curated record.
UAAACAAAUCGGCUCCGACCGAUGUGCUUGCCCGUCGUUUCUAUCGAGAAUCGAGACCGCGCGUCGAAAUUAUUAUUUCCAUUCGUAUGUUUAUGUAUGAAAAUAAGUGAAAUACGAGUUUUAUUGAAUGAACUUGGGCCUAUACGGCAUCGAACGUCAAGAAAAACGAAACACCAUCGUAAAUUCACUGUGAACAAGUGAUGUUACAAGCAUUACAUCCAUGUCGGCAAAAUAUGUUUACAAUAUUGAUUAAUCGCGUAUUGUGUUAUUAUAAAAUUGUGAUGUGAAAUGUAGGUGAUUGCGAAAAUAUCAAUAAAUUUGUCGAAUGCAAAAUGCGACUGUACUGUAAUAAUUUUAAUGGCGUGCCCGAUUGUGUGAGGUUUUGAAUUUACGUGUUUUGUUGUGAUUAUUGUGUUGUAUUUUGACAAUGGAGGGGACUACAGAAAAGGAUUGUUCGCCACUAUGGAAUCUUUACCAGCAGAUCGUCACGGAUAUGAAGAACAGCACUCCGAUGUGGGAGGAGUUCAUAUCCAAGGCGACGAAACUGCAUUCAGCUCUCAAAUCGGCGUUAGUCGCGAUCGCAGCCUUUCUGGACGCCUUCCAGAAGAUAGCCGACGCCGCGACCAAUGCCAGGGGCGCUACAAAGGAGAUCGGCACAGCCCUCACCAGGGUGUGUCUCCGGCACAGAGCAAUCGAGACCAGGAUGAAAACAUUUAUCGGCGCACUGAUGGACACUUUAAUAAGCCCGUUAUCGGAGCGCGCGGAGGAGUGGCGGCGUGGCGGGUGCGCAACAGGUGCGCUGAGCCGCGAGCACGCGCGCGAGUGCAAGCGCGCCCGCACCGAGCUGCGCCGGCGCAUCACCGACGCGCAGCGACAUGCCAGGAAGGCCCGCCGUGCGCCCCCUGACGCCAAGCGACGUGCUGACGUAUGCAUGCAGGACGUUCAAGAACGCAAACAGCAGUUGGAAGAAAUGGAAGAGAAGGCGGUGAAAGCGGCACUAAUAGAGGAGAGGAGCCGCUUCUGCCACUUCGUGUCGCUGCUCAACCCUGUGGUGGAGAGCGAAGUGGCGAUGCUGGCGGAGGUCGGGCACUUGCAGGAGGGCAGCGAGCAGCUCAUGCGACACACCGCCGAGCCCAGGACACUGCCGGCUGCCAGUUUACAGGUGAUUUGCGACAUAAAGUCGUGCCACAGCGGCUGGGAGUGUCCCUCCGCGCCGCACUCCCCCUCCGGCUCCUCUCGGCUCGGCAGCCGCAAGUCAUCGCUCACGUCCAUCUCGUCGCUCAACAGUCAGUGCUCCGACAAUCAGCAUGCGGCGUCGUGUUCGACGGUGAGCUGCUCGACGCCGGUGUCGGCGCCGCAAGCCGACGCGCCGCUCUGUCGAGACCAGUCAGCAUUCCGGCUGUCGAGUGUGUGCAGCGCUGACUCGGGGUUCCGCUCGCAGGACGCCCUGCAACGACGUUCGCUCUACGUUGACAAUGGUUCGGACAAUCAGAGCGUAAGCAGCGAAUGUAUCACGCCGGCGAAGAGUAACGUCGACGAUGACAACACAGACGACGGGAGGGACGAACACGACACACUGGGGAAUGCUGCAUCAGCUACAUGGCCAGACCUGAAGGACACGGCGCAGUUUGAGAGAGCCGCUUCAGCCAUCAUGGCCGGCAGGCCCCACACUAUAUCAGCUGCGUACGAGCGGAGCCACCCGCGGCCCGCACUGAGCGCGCACACGUUCUCGGCCGACGCGCGCGACGGCGCCCGGGACGGCGGCGUGUACGCACGCCCGCCGCUACCUACUAGAUGUUCGUCGCUGGAGCGUCCGUCGGUGCCGGCCAAGACGACGCAGCACGAGUUCAAACCGAGCAAGCCCUCCUCACUGCCACCGCACCUCACCAAAGAGAUGCCGCAGGCGCUGUACGUGAACAUGUCGGAGCUCGCCACGCUCGCCGCCGCGCGCGCGCACCACGCCGACCACCCGCACCAGGAGAAGGUAUGUUCCGAGAGCAGUGCGAGUGAAUCAUCACUGGAGUCAUCAAGCGGAUACGGCAGUCAGGGUGCGUUCGCGGCGGAAGAUUCCGCCCAUCAGCACGCCAUCCAACACGCUGACGUCGAGUCCGAGAUAGUGACGCUCCGACGAGACAGCGAAGCGCAAGUCGCCGCGGCGCGCGAGUCCUUCUCCGUCUCGCUCGGGAGUCUCGAAGAGGCCGUGCGGUCGCUAGACGAGGCAAGCGACGCGCCAGCGUUCGCUACGAUAGCUAAGAAGCCAGCGGUGCCCAAGCGAAGACCGCUGUCAAUGACAGCGACCGUGUGGUCUCGUCGCGGCUCGUCCAGUUCGCUCGGCAAGCCGCCGCCGCCAGUGCGACGCUCGUCGUCAAUCUCAAGGCCUCAGCGACCGCCAUAUGUGCAGAGUACCACACAGAAUCAGUCGAUGGCGCCGACCGAUGCGGACAAUCUGCCGCCGCCGCCCGCCUUCCUACUGCAACCUGAUAACGAAACUGCCAAUGCCCACCAGACGAUCAACGUGGCGGAGACGGUGAAGCAGCUGACGGAGCUGAAGCACACGCCGGCGUCGCCCGGCCUGGUGCGGCGCAGCGUGCAGCAGCUGCAGGCCGCCGCGCCGCCCGCGCAGCCCGCGCUCUCCACCUUCCACGCCGCCGCCAACAAGAACCUGCAGCAAUCGAAGACGAACUUCCCAUCAUCGACCAGUAUAAACAGUACAGGGAAUUUGAACCCUAUAUACGGGCAGGCAGGGCACAGAAUCGUCUCAUACGUUGAAAACGCGAGGAAGAAUAGCUUGAACACAUCUAACUGCGACCUCUUCAGAGAUGUCGGUGCAGGUAUAUACGCUGAGGGCAAAGGGUCGCCGCAAGAGUCGAGUCCAUCGACUCCGUGCUACAGCGACACGACAUUCUCUAGCUUCGGACCGCGCGUAUCUAACGGAUCUCAUUAUGGACAGACUGGCUUUAAAAUGCAGCAAGACAAAAAGUACGGGCACAGCAACACGAUCUACGCGCAGCCGUCGCAGAUAAUCGCCGGCUUCAACAGCAUGUCGCUCGCGCGCCACGACGCGCUCAGCCCGCUCGCGCUGCGCCGCAACAUCGCCGCGCGCUCGCACAGCGCCGACCGGCACCACGUGGAACCGGGCGUGUGCGGAGCGGGUGCGGGCGCGGCGCGCUCGCCGCAGCUGUCGCCGCGCGCCGCGCGCCGCGCGCAUGUCGCGCACGAGCACAAGGGGAAGGGAACGAUUCCGGGCGCGGUGCAGCCGGCGUUCCUGGACAAACUCUCGGCCACCAUACAGCAACAGAGACGGCAGUUGGACUCGACACGAGCCAGCACGGUCAGGAACCUGAUCAAUUCACACGCGCAGCCGGACCCUCGCGUGUGUCACACGUCGCUCAUGGAACAGAUCAAGCGCGGCGCAACGUUGCGCCGCAACAAACAGUGCAACGACCGGUCAGCACCCAAGAUACGUUAAACACGCGUAACAAACCUUAAACUCAACUUUCUCGUCUGUCAAAAAUAGAUUUUAUUUCCUGUCGGUUAAGGUCGCUAUUUGCGCAUAUUCGCAGCUGUCAAGGAAAGUGGAUUUUAUUUCGUGUCAUGUAAGGUCGCGUUUGGCGUGUCGCAUGUGGUAUGCGUAAGGUCAGCACCAAAAAUAUACUUUGUUAGGAUAUUUUAUAUUAAUUUAUCUCCGUAUAAAUUUAUUGACAGCUGAAUGUAAUUUAUUCUCGGCCGGAGGAGGAAGGUGGAGGGGGGUAGCUACUUUUCUUUCAGGUAUCAAUUUGGGUUUUCUUAUAAGUCUAAUUCAACACAAGUAUAUUAACCCAUUUACCAGCGGAAUGUUUGCCGGCAAACAUGACAGUCAUGACAUUACGUGUGUCACGGGAAUAUAACCUUCUUAUAUACUACAUAUUAAGGUUAUUUUUCCGUGACACGCGUAAUGUCAUAUAACUGUCAUGUUUGCCAGCAAACAUUGCGAUGCUAAAUGGGUUAAUUAAUUAGUGUGUACACAAUAUUCUAAGGGACUGCCUUCUCCUGUCUCCUCUGGGUCGCCCAUGUAUGUGACCUUUAGAUAAGUUAAUAUUUGACCUUAAAACAUGAUCCAUGACACCUUAUAUGACAUUAGUAAACGAAAAUAUUUAUUUUCAACUCUGCAUCAAUUACAUAAGGUUGGAAUUGUAUUGACAAUGUAAACAUGGCGUAUGCGCACGUGUAUUACUUAAUUUAAACAUGACAAUGUAUAACUGCGUAAAGACUAGCCCCCUUAUUCAUAGAUGUUAUAUAUCUAAGCUCUAUCUUUGCUGUGAUAACAAGUCUGUUUCUCAGUGCUGAUGGCAUGGCAGCCUUCGCAGUGCGUAGACAUAGGGCCGUUGUGAUUGGCUAAUAUUGAGAUACAACUAAUCUAGUUGGCUGUCAGAUAAACAAAGCUGAGAAACAGACUUGUUAUCACAGCAAUGUACCAUCCUUAGAUAAAUAACGUCUAGUAAUAAGGGGGUGGAAUUAUAAAGACCUAAGUGCAGAUUUUAAUGUUUGAGCCACAAAUUAUAAAAAGGAAGACGUUUUUGACACAUUCUAAAUAUCAACAUUUCUAUCUAUUUUUGCCAAACCUUUCUUUUAUACUUAGGUCUCUGUGUAAAAUGAUCCGAGUUAAUUAUAUGAUCAAAAUCAUUGAAUAACGAUAUGAAGUAUAUGAUUUUUAGAAUUGUUUACAUUUUGAGGAUAUCCACAAUUAUUAUUUACGUUUUCGCGUUUAAUGUUCGUUUUCACCAAACCCCUGACUUAGAGGCGUCGUAAACUGAACUCAACUGAAAUAUUACUUUGAAUUUUAGUUCUUCAUUCGUUGUUUAGGGGUACCUUAGGGGUCACCCAAUGAUAUUCAAUAAUUGUAAAUUUGCCAUGAAGGCCCCAGCAAAAUAAAUCAGGGGUAUUGGAUUUUAGUUCUUCAUCUUUGUACUUUUAGGGUCCCCCAAUGAUAUCCAAUAAUUGUAAAUUUGCCAUUAAGACCCUAGCAAUAUAAAUUAGGAGUCCACUAAAUGUAGAGCGUUGGUGAAAACGAAUUAAAUAUCACUUGAAAUGACAAAAGUGCACCAUCACUGCCUUACAGCUUUAUUUUUACUAGCUUUUGCCCGCGGCUCCGUCUGUGUGAAAGUAGCUUUUUAUUUUAUUUAUAUUGUCAAAAUCGAUUCAGUAGUUCCAGAGAUAAGCCCCUAAAAACCUACAAACAAACUGACAAACAUUUCCUCUCUAUAAGUAUAGAUAUUGUACUAGUUUUUGAUCGCGGUUUCGAUCGUCCGUCCUACAAUGAACGCCCCACUACUUUUUGAGGAUAAAAUGAGUCUUCAUGUUAUAUAAUAAUAUCAGCCCGGUAUUAUAUACUGUCCCACUGCUGCACGGGCCUCCUCUACUACUGAGAGGGAUUAGGCCUUAGUCCACCACGCUGGCCUAGUGCGGAUUGGUAGACUUCACACACCUUCGAAAUUCCUAUAGAGAACUUCUCAGAUGUGCAGGUUUCCUCACGAUGUUUUCCUUCACCGUUAAAGCGAACGAUAAAUUCACAAAGUC